Prionailurus viverrinus (fishing cat) is the source of this 1955-nucleotide messenger RNA. RefSeq names its product BICD family like cargo adaptor 2 (gene BICDL2). The record is from RefSeq and is a predicted model, not a curated record. The transcript has 10 exons. The coding region runs from base 90 to 1643 and encodes 517 amino acids. Gene Ontology annotation, biological process: vesicle transport along microtubule; Golgi to secretory granule transport. Lineage: Eukaryota; Metazoa; Chordata; Mammalia; Carnivora; Felidae.
GGACGCUCCCGGGUCUCCAGAGCGGGGUCGCACCCACAGGGGCCUCGUCACGGAGACUCCCGGUCCCCGGUCGUCGCUGCGCUGGGACGAUGGCGACUACUGGGUCCCGCGAUGCCGAAGGCACCAUGAGCUCCCCGGAAGGGCCAAGCUUUCCGUCGGGGUUGCUCUCGGGGGGCGCCUCCCCCAGUGGCGACGAAGGCUUCUUCCCCUUUGUGCUGGAGCGGCGGGACUCAUUCCUGGGAGGGGGCCCAGGGCCCGAGGAGCCCGAGGACCUGGCUUUGCAGCUGCAGCAGAAGGAGAAGGACUUGCUGCUGGCCGCGGAGCUCGGCAAGAUGCUUCUGGAACGCAACGAGGAGCUACAGCGGCAGCUGGAGACACUGAGCGCCCAGCACUCGGAGCGUGAGGAACGGCUGCAGCAGGAGAAUCACGAGCUCCGCCGGGGCCUGGCAGCCCGGGGAGCCGAAUGGGAAGCCAGGGCGGUGGAGCUGGAGGGGGACGUGGAGGCCCUGCGGGCCCAGCUGGGGGAGCAGCGCUCAGAGCAGCAGGACAGCGGGCGCGAGCGUGCGCAGGCCCUCCGCGAACUCGGGGAGCAGAACCUCCGGCUGAGCCAGCAGCUGGCCCAGGCCUCCCAGACUGAGCAGGAGCUUCAGAGAGAACUGGAUGGACUUCGGGGGCAGUGCCAGUCUCAGGUCCUGGCGGGAGCAGAGUUGAGGACGCGGCUAGAGAGUCUGCAGGGGGAGAACCAGAUGCUGCAGAGCCGCCGGCAGGACCUGGAGGCCCAGAUCCGAGGCCUGCGUGAGGAGGUGGACAAGGGCCAGGGCAGGCUACAGGCAACCCACGAGGAGCUGCUGAUACUGCGGCGUGAGAGGCGGGAGCAUAGCCUGGAGCUGGAACGCGCGCGCUCCGAGGCCGGGGAGGCGCUGAGCGCGCUGCGGAGGCUGCAGAGGCGCGUGUCCGAGCUGGAGGAGGAGUCGCGUCUGCAGGACGCCGACGUGUCGGGAGCCUCGCUGCAGUCGGAACUUGCCCACAGCCUCGACAGCGACCAGGACCGGAAGGCAGACGGGCACCGAGACGCCCGGGACACCCUGUGCCCUGAGAUCCAAGAGGCGCUCAGCCACCAGUCUUCGCCCCAGGAGGAGAGCUUGGAGCCUCCCAAGAAGCGAGCAUCCCUGAGCCCAGGGGAGAUACUAGAGGAGAAGGAGGCCGAAGUGGCCCGGCUGCAGGAUGAGAUGGCGCUGCAGCGGGCCGAGUUGCAUUCCCUCCGGGAGGAGCUGCAAAGGCAGAAGGAGUUGCGGGCACACGAGGACCCCGAGGAGGCCCUUAGGGGCGCCCUCUCGGAUCGAGAUGAAGCCGUGAACAAGGCCCUGGAACUGUCCCUAGAGCUCAGCCGCGUCUCUCUGGAGCGGGACUCGCUCUCCCGGGAGCUGUUUCGCACUAUCCGCCAGAAGGUGGCGCUGACGCAAGAGCUGGAGGCCUGGCAGGACGACAUGCAGGUGGUGAUCGGCCAGCAGCUGCGCUCGCAACGCCAGAAAGAGCUGAGCGCCGCCGAAUGUGGCCCGCGCCGCGCCGCGCCGCGCUUCUCCCUGCGCCUGGGCCCUGGGCCCGCCGGCGGCUUCCUGAGCAGCCUCUUCCGAAGGACCUGACGGCCGGGCCCAGGGGGCAGCGCGUGCCCGCUGGCUCUCUUUCCUUUUCUGGCCAAUGUAGCAACAGGGCCCCGAUCGUCUUCCAGACGGGGCUGGUAGCCUCCCCACUCAGGGAGGCUGGGCAAAGUCACACUGGGAGCAGGGGCCAGCUUUGGGGGUCAGGGACCCCAGGUGGGUGGCGGCGCAGGUGGGGCAGAGCUGAGUCUUGUAUCUAUACAGGUCUGUAUUUUCUAAACACUCUGGGCCUGGCAUGUUCCAGGGCAGAGAUGGGGGUGGGUAUUUAUGUAUCAAGAUCAAACAGAGUAAUAUAUA